Messenger RNA from Eriocheir sinensis (Chinese mitten crab), 682 nucleotides. RefSeq names its product pigment-dispersing hormone 1 peptides-like. Gene Ontology annotation, cellular component: extracellular region. The coding region runs from base 79 to 414 and encodes 111 amino acids. The record is from RefSeq and is a predicted model, not a curated record. Gene Ontology annotation, biological process: response to light stimulus. NCBI's taxonomy places the organism in Eukaryota, Metazoa, Arthropoda, Malacostraca, Decapoda, Varunidae. Gene Ontology annotation, molecular function: hormone activity. The transcript has 4 exons.
GUUGAGAUGGGAUGAGCUGAAAGAAGGAGGCGUGGCGUGGUGUGGGGAGCGCGCAGGUGGGCGGCGUGGCAGGUAUAUAUGGUGGCGGCUGCAACGGUGUCUCACCAUCAGGUCCUCGUCCUUCUUAGCCUCAUCAGCUCACCCCUACGACACCCCAACACACUCAAGAUGCGUAAAUCCAUGUUCAUGGCUGUCCUCAUGGUGGUGGCAAUCGCCGCUCUCUUCACCCAGGGCACCCAGGGGCAAGAGCUCAAGUACCAGGAACGUGAGACAAUCGCUGAACUGGCACGGCAGAUCUACCUGGUGGUGAAGGGCCCGUGGGCAGCUGGGGUUGUGUCCCACAAACGGAACUCUGAGCUCAUCAAUUCCAUUCUGGGGCUUCCCAAGGUGAUGAACGACGCCGGCAGGAGAUAAGCGCCCUCACCCCCCCUAUCCACAUACUUCUACACCAUUGUUUGCUCUUCUCUCUAAUAGUAACAGAACGAGGCCAGCGGACGCGUUGAGAGCUUCUUCACCUACACCGGGCGACACCAUCACCUCUCCGUUACGUCAAUCAUCCAAUCAGUUAGUCAGCCAGUCAGUCGAUUAGUCAUUCAAUCGGUCGAUCAGUUAGCGAUCGAAGGUCAGGCUCUCAUGUACUUACCUUGAAGGGUCUCAUUAAAGCAUAAAGAUAGUACCCUCA